GCGAAGUAAACGCUGAGGGAGAGGAGCAAUGGCUGGGACCGUGGAUCAGAUCGCAAUCGUGGGAGAGGAUCAGGAAAGGACCAUCUCCAGGUCAGACAGUGGCAGUGGUGAAGAUUCAUUGGAUGGUUUGUUCUCCCGACUACCGUUAACUCCAUCUCUUUCUCCACGGAAGCGAACAACUAGUCAAAGCAAGUCUGAACCACCGCUCCUGAGGACUAGCAAGCGCACCAUCUACACUGCAGGGCGACCUCCCUGGUACACUGAAUCAGGAACUCCAUUUAAAGAAGCCUUUGUCAUUGGUUUGUGUGGAGGAAGUUCUUCUGGCAAAACCACAGUGGCUAACAAGAUCAUUGAGGCUUUGGAUGUUCCUUGGGUGGUUCUGCUUUCUAUGGAUUCCUUUUAUAAGGUCUUAAACAAGGAGGAACAAGAACUAGCUGCCAAAAGUGAAUAUAAUUUUGACCAUCCUGAUGCCUUUGAUUUUGACCUAAUCAUACAUACAUUGAGGAAGCUGAAGAAAGGGAAAAGUGUGAAGGUUCCAGUUUAUGAUUUCACCACACACAGUCGAAGAAAGGAUUGGAAAACUGUGUAUGGAGCAAAUGUUGUCAUCUUUGAAGGAAUUCUUGCAUUUGCCAACAAGGAGCUUCUAAAGCUUUUAGACAUGAAAGUUUUUGUGGAUACAGACUCUGAUAUCAGACUCGUUCGACGGUUAAAAAGAGAUAUAUCUGAGAGAGGUCGUGACAUUGUUGGUGUUAUCAAACAGUACAACAAGUUUGUCAAACCUGCCUUUGAGCAGUACAUAGAGCCGACAGUACAGCUUUCAGACAUUGUGGUUCCUCGAGGUGGAGAGAACUUUGUUGCUCUUGAUCUGAUUGUCCAACAUGUUCAUAGUCAGCUGGAAAAGAGGAAACUUCGCUGGGAUAUAGCAGCCCUUGCAUCUGCCCACCAAGGUCAACCUCUGCCAGAUAAGCUAAGUGUCCUUGAAAGCACUCCACAAGUUAGAGGAAUGCAUACAAUUAUAAGGAAUAAAGACACAAGUCGAGAUGAGUUCAUCUUCUAUUCGAAAAGGCUAAUGAGGUUGCUGAUUGAGCAUGCCCUUUCCUUUCUGCCACUCAAGCCUAUUACAGUGGAAACGCCUCAAGGAGAGCUGUAUGAAGGAAAACGAUUUGAUGGGAAAAGGAUAACAGGAGUCUCCAUUCUUCGUGCUGGUGAAACGAUGGAGCAGGCACUAACAGCAGUGUGCAAAGAUAUCAGAUUAGGAAAGAUUCUUAUUCAAACUAAUCAUGACACAGGAGAGCCUGAGCUACAUUAUCUUCGAUUACCCAAGGAUAUCAGUGAAGAUUAUGUCAUUUUAAUGGACAGUACAGUAUCAACAGGUGCUGCUGCUAUGAUGGCAGUUCGAGUCCUCCUGGAUCAUGAUGUGCAGGAAGAUAAAAUUUUUCUACUCUCAUUACUGAUGGCUGAAAUGGGAGUGCAUUCGGUGGCUUAUGCCUUUCCCAAGGUUAACAUCAUUACGACUGCUGUAGACAAGAAAGUAAAUGAUGAAUUCCACAUUAUUCCUGGAAUAGGUAACUUUGGAGAUCGAUACUUUGGCACUGAUGCACCAUCUGAUUGGUAUGAGAGUGAUGAGGGAAUGGACUACUGAUGUAUCAUCUGAGUAUCCGAGGGACUUGGGAAGUCAGUGUGGCCGUGAAAAGUUUGCAACUGCUGUAAAAAGAACAUUUUUAAUAUAUAUCAGAACAAGUUGAACAGCUUUUCUGUGAAUUCAGAUUGUCCUUUCAAUUUAGAUGUUUUGGUUUAUCAUUAAUUGAUCCUACUCUAAAACAGAAACUAUCUUGAGGUCAAAGUUUUUACAUCCAGAGUUUGCGUUUGGCGAACAGAUUAUGUCUGAUUCUACAUAAUCUAAUCAUCCUUACUGCUUAUCAGUGAAAGUGGAAAAGAUAAGUAAAUAACCUCAAUUUGAAAAUUGAAACUUGAACUUUUUUAAAAACAGGUCUGAAGAUAUCAAAUGGCAAACCAAAUAUUCAGGGAUGGCUAUAAAUUGUAAUUCCCAGGCUCUCAAUAUCCAUUGUAUUUAUUCAACCAGCAAAGUUCUUUUUGGAUAAAUUUCUUGUCAGUUGUAUUUAGUCUUAAGAUUUUAAAAUUUCACUUGAGAUCAACUUCAGCAGACAUAGUGAUGCAGGCAUCUGUCCCUACAUUAACCUAAGAUACUAAUUUACCUUGUGUGACUUUAUUUGCCUAGCUCCAUUGUAAAAAAAAAGUAACAAAGAGUUCACUAUCAAUUUUAAAAGACUGCAUGAAAUGGGAAAUUAACAUAAAAAUUCCCACAACUAAUUAAAUUAUUAAUUACACAAGUCAUUUUCUAAGUGGUUUCUCAGCAGUUACACUCUAAUAGAACAAACACUUAAAUGCACAGAGUUACUGCUUAAUUUAAUGAUGUUUUUGAUCUCGCGUGUUUAAUGGUCUGCCAUUAGGAACAGAGACUCUGAGGAGCUGGCUAGAAAAAUUGUAUAAAAUUUCCACCAGUUUCCAGUUAAGGACUAAAUAGGGUAAAUGGAAUCAAUUUAUUUCCAUUUAAUGAUAUUACCAGUUCAUUUUGACAGGCAAAUAUUAGGUUGUUUGCAAGUAGCCUGGGAUAGUAGAGAUCAUGUAAGAUUCUUUUCAGUAGUUCAGAGCUUCAAAAUUACACCCAUGUUCCGAUAUUGUAAGAAAAAAAGUUUUGACGGUAACUGCAGAUGCUGAAAAUAUGGAAUAAAAAUUCUGGAAGUACUCAACAGGUAAACCAGCACCUGUGAAAAGAGAAACAGUUAAUAUCAAUGAUCUUUCAUGUCUUCAAGACAUGCCAAAGAAUUUUUCUGCCAGUAAAAUAUUCUUGAUGUGUUAUUCUGUAUCCAUUGUAUGCUUAAUAAUUAAUGUUGAACUUGUAAAAUCAGACUUGUAAUCAAUUUUUUAUUAGUUCAAUUUGUUCAAAGAAAUUUAAUUGUAUUCCUUUUGAAAAUAGGUGUGAAUCUGUCAAGACUCAACUUUACUUGAAAAUAAAUGGGACCUGAAGUAUUGUGCACUAUAAAUUAUUGCUUAACUGGAAGUUGAUGUGUACUAAUAAGAUUUAUUCAUAUAAACUUAAUCAAUUUUGUCCAUAGGGUAUUUGAUAUUACCUGUUUAACAGUUUAGAUUUGAUGUUAUUUUUAAAGUCCAAGAAUGCUGCUGAUAAAAUAUAAAAAUAGGCCUUCACCCAAAAGGCAACAAUAGCUAGUAUUAGACUGCAUUGGGGCAGGGGAGGGUGUGAGGCAGGGGGGAGAUCAUAUGAUAAAAUUAUCACCAUAACAUGCAAAAUCCCUAAAAUGUUUAUGAUGUCUUAAGAUUCCUUAAGUAUGGAAAUGUUCAAAUGUCAAAAGUUAUGUGUGCAUGAUGUGCAUAAGUGUUUGGCUGUAUUAUAACUGUACAUUUUCUUCUGUAUCAUAAAAUUCAGUACCUGUGCAGUGCAUCGAAUGAAUGGUUGAUAUAAUUCAUUCUCAUUCCAGAAUGGUGACUUGCACAACACAGAUAAGCUUGAGAUGUUGAUGAAAAUCUGAAUGAAAUCUUGAUAUGAUGCUUAACUAUACUAGUACAUGUAAAUUUGAUGGAAAAUUUUAUAAUAGUUUAUUGCUGUAGCACAAAGAGUACAAAGAUUUGAUCUUUGCCAUUUAUUGAAUAAUUCUGAGGUAGUAAAUUGCUCCUGAGGUGCAUGCACUUAAACUCCAUGAAACUAAAGUGCACUCCAAAGAAGUCUUUUUUUUUAAACAUACUCAUUUUACAAUUUUCUGAAAUAACAUUUAGUUUUUGGUCAAACUAUUAUUUUGCACAUUCUGUGGUACAGCUGCCAGUUCAGUCAGGUAAAUCACAAGGAUGCUUGCCUUUUUAAAGGAAUUGUCUUCCCAUUGUGCAGUUAUUUUAGUUUCCCUACCCUCACUGACAUUGUUUUUUCUGUGAUCUUGGUUACAUUUAUACUUUGUUAUGAUGGAAAGGCUACCAAUGUUGUAUUUGUUUUUGGUCUGGAGCUGUUUUCUGUGUGUUAUAAAUUCCAAUGCAAUAAAUUCAAUGUUGUGUUUUGUACCAAUCAAUUUACAAAAUCACUUUAUGGCAAGAAAGCCCACACUAUGACCAACGGUCUUGACAAAUUGUUCAGUCAGCCCCAACUCUAUCUCUAUCUUUCUUUUCCCAUGCAGAAAAAUAAUGAAGCAUCAUAAAGGAGCUUAUCAACAAUAUUUAAUUCAAAUAUGUCAGUGUUGAAUGGCACGAUUCUGCAAUUGAUAUUUGCUAGGGACAUGACUGAAGCAGAAUUUUUUUUUAUUGAAUUUUGCACCAAGAUCAAAUUCUCUGACACGGGUGAAUUUCUUUUUAACAAUUUAUACAGGUACUUCUAAGUGCUUUUGCAUUUUUCAGGAGUCACUGCCAUUUUCCCAUGUUUACCAAUUAUCUUUCUUACAGACAAGUCUCUUUUGAUCCCUUUUGAUAUGCAGGAUUGUCAAUGAAGUGGAUAACUUCGUAAUUAGCAUCAGAAGUUUUAUUGAAUCUUUGAAGUAGAUUUUCAUCUCUGUUGUAUCAAUGUUUGCAAUUGUCCUACUAGUGCAUGGAAAUGUGAGUUGAUGUCAAUGUUGUUGACAUGGUUGAUGGGAAUUUUCACAAGAUAUGUAGAGGGAAUUGCAUUGAGUGAGGAAAGUUGUUCCAUUUUGCCCUGCAUUGUUGCAUUAUUUGUUUCAUAGGCCACUUAACCAAUUACAAAACACAUUUACAGAAGUGUUAAUCUUCUAAAAUUUUUGUUUGCCUGAUGUGCAGUUUAAAUUGUCCCUUGCUCCUGUCACACCUUCCCUCCCCAAAGAUUUGGUGCUUGGUAUGUGGUGUAUCAAGGAAGGAAUCCUGGGAAAUUUUCUGACUGUUUUUGAGAAAAGGUGUUAUAUCAGUUUACCAAGUAACUGUUCUGACCUGCCCUUUUUAGUUCAGUGAUGUUUGAUUUUUUUUUAGUUUAAAUACAAGUAAUUGUCCUAUACAUAUGCAGUAUUCUCAAACUCUUCUGUCAACUUAUUUGAAAACUUGCUGAUUAUUUUCAGAUAACAUACCUUGUAUGUUGACUUCAACAAGACUUUGGUGGGGUAAGAAGUCUGGGUGAGUGUUGGAAGGGAAGGAGUUGGAUGACAUAUAUGUCAAACAAACACAUUCUCAGUUGCUAUAGCUUGAUUUGGAAAUAAUGGUGUUUCUUUGUAGCCAGAGAGCUUAAAAUGAAAUCCAAACAAAGUUAGGUACAGGGUUAAAAUCAAAAUACUACAGAUUCUGGAAAUCUGAAAUAAAAACAGGAAAUGCUCAGCAGGUCAGGCAGCACCUGUGCAAAAUGUUAACCUUUCAGGUCAAAGACCCUUCAUCAGAACUGGGAAAGAGGGAAAUAAAUUCAUUUUAAGUUUGUAGAGGGUGGGGGAAGUACAAAGGGAACACCUGGUGGUCAAGUUCAAGAGUUUGCCAAGAUGAUUCCAUUGUUUAUGGGGCCAUCUGGUUGAUAGAAUGAUGAGGACAGUUA
Pristis pectinata (smalltooth sawfish) is the source of this 5545-nucleotide messenger RNA. Its product is annotated as uridine-cytidine kinase-like 1. Gene Ontology annotation, molecular function: ATP binding; kinase activity. Lineage: Eukaryota; Metazoa; Chordata; Chondrichthyes; Rhinopristiformes; Pristidae. The record is from RefSeq and is a predicted model, not a curated record. The transcript is spliced from 15 exons. Bases 29 to 1642 code for a protein of 537 amino acids. Gene Ontology annotation, cellular component: cytoplasm.